Molecule: messenger RNA, 2059 nt
Organism: Nymphaea colorata (pocket water lily)
Lineage: Eukaryota; Viridiplantae; Streptophyta; Magnoliopsida; Nymphaeales; Nymphaeaceae
Exons: 11
Coding region: 669-1775 (368 amino acids)
Source: RefSeq, a predicted model, not a curated record
UCCCUAUACGACGAGAGCGCGCGGGGGCGGCGGCUCGGAAGCCGAACCAGAGCCGAGAGAGUCAAUGGCCGUGGCUGAGUCGGCCGACGCCUUUAUCAAGAAUCUCCAGCGCACGGGAUAUCUGUGUCGCCUCCUCUAACAGUCGCUAUAUAAAAGAACGGGGAGUAUGGAAGCAGGACGCUUCCCCCUUCUCCUUCAUCGGAUAGAGGUGACCAUGGCUUCCGAGCUCUUUCUCUCCCCUCCUCGUCUCUUUCCUACCUACGAUUACUAGGGUAAGCAACAGAGACAGCUGGAGACUCAAGAACUCGCUGGAAAUUUUUAGCAGAUUUUACCGUGCAGUAGUUGCCGGGGGCGUUCGAUCCGGCCGUAAGGAGUCCGGAGCGGAAAUCUGGAGUCUCCGAACUGAGGAUUCGUAAUUAAAGACGAAGGGUUACUCGCGUUAUCUGUGUGCAAAACCAAAGUACGUGUUACAAUCCGUCGAACCAGGGAGUAGAAAAUAAUAAUCUAACCAAAAGACGGAAAUGCCCCUGGCUCACAGUGGGUCUUCCCCAUCUUUUUGAGGAAUUUCGUGAAGGUGGUAGCUGUGAUUUCCUUUGAAUGAGCAGUUCGACCUUUCGCAUUCAUCCAGAUAUUCAUUUGUCGACACAUUGAAGAUGUUGUAAGGAUGUAUGACAUCUGAAAUGAAGACACUGCAGGACUCUCAACCAUGUCAAGCAGAAAAGCAGCCUUCAUCACAAGGGUCACAUGAUUCUCAAGGGGAUCAACAUGACAUACCAGCUACUGAGACUCCUGUUGUUGACUCAGGUUCAGGAUCAAUUUCAAGCAGUGAAAGCAGGAAAGUUUCUCGUGAAGACAUUGAACUUGUCCAGAAUUUGAUAGAACGUUGUCUGCAGUUGUACAUGAAUAGAGCAGAAGUGGUAAAGACUCUUCUAAAUCGGGCAAGAAUAGAACCUGGUUUUACAAGCUUGGUAUGGCAGAAAUUGGAAGAAGAAAAUUCUGACUUCUUCAGAGCCUACUAUAUUAGACUGAAACUGAAAAAGCAGAUAAUGUUGUUUAAUCAUUUGCUUGAGCAACAAUACCGCCUCAUGAAGUGCCCUGUCCCACCAAAAGUUCCCUUGGCUCCCAUGCAAAAUGGAAUCCAUCCCAUGCCUGUUAACAAUCUACCUAUGGGAUAUCCAGUUCUCCAGCAGCCUCCAAUGCAUGCUACUGGGCAACCUCAUCUUGAUCCCAUGGCUUGUGGCUUGUCAAAUUGUCAUGUAGUGAAUGGUGUGCCUGCUCCCAGCAAUUUUCACCCAAUCCGGAUCAAUUCUGGGAAUGAUGCUUCUGCUGAGGUGGGACCUGUGAUUCCUUCAUGUAGUGCCAUGUCAUCUAUGUCAGAAAUGGCUAUGAGUCCUGCUUCUGCAUCAAGUGGUCACUUUCCAUUCAGUUCUACGGAGUUAUCAGGGAUGGGUGUAGAUACACCAGCACUUGAUUCAGCAUUUUCAUCAGAUGUGGCAACCAGCGUUGGUCUGCAGCUUGGUGCUGAUAGUGGGGUCGGCUCCACAAGGGAUUCCAUCAGAUCUCUGGAUCAGAUGCCAUGGAAUUUCAGCUUUUCUGAUCUGACUGCGGACUUGACAAACUUGGGAGAUCUAGGUGCUUUAGGAAAUUACAGUGGGUCGCCAUUUCUGCCAUCUGGAUCAGAUAUUCUAAUCGAUUCUCCAGAACAUGAUGUUGAAGAAUUCUUUGUUGAUUCAGUGGCUGGAACAUGCUCUCAAUCUGAUGAAGAGAAAACAUAAAAAAUGGUGAGGAUCCCCCUUUCCUAUCUAAGCAUAUGAUUGUCAAAUUUAUGGGACCGAGGUAGAUCUUUUGAGGCUGUGGACGUCUUUUGGCUUCUCUUUUUGUCAGCUGGUCAGAUAACAUAGAUAGCAGCAUUUACGUGUAAUGAUCUGGGGGAAUACGUUUUAGGGAAAACAUUAUUAAGUUUCUAAAUUUAUUUUGCAGCUGUUCAUUUAUGUUUUCCUUAAAUAUUUGACAAUUAAUUAAUGAGACGUUAAUUACACGCCUAGAUUUGGGCGGACUA